AUGGAAAGUGGGGAAGUGAAAAAUGGGGAAGUGAAAAAUGGGGAAGUGAAAAAUGGGGAAGUGAAAAAUGGGGAAGUGAAAAAUGGGCAAGUGAAAAAUGGGGAAGUGGAAAGUGGGGAAGUGAAAAGUGGGGAAGUGAAAAGUGGGGAAGUGAAAAGUGGGGAAGUGAAAAGUGGGGAAGUGAAAAGUGGGGAAGUGAAAAAUGGGCAAGUGGUUGAGGAAGUGAAAAAUGGGCAAGUGGUUGAGGAAGUGAAAAAUGGGCAAGUGGUUGAGGAAGUGGGUGAGGAAGUGGGUGAGGAAGUGGUUGAGGAAGUGGGUGAAGUGAACGAGAAAGUGAAAAAUGGGGAAGUGGGUAACGAUGAGAGUGAUGUGAGUGACGAUGUGAGUAAGGAUCCGAGUGUGGAAGAUUCGAGUGAUGAGGAAAUGAGUGAGGAUGAAGUGAGUGAGGAUGAAAGCCAUUUGGUUGGGAAUGUAAAUGUAAAUGAUAUAAUUGAAAUAAUUUCAGACAAUGAACCUGAAACAUUAACAAAAAUAUUUAAUGUGAUGGCAGAAAAUAGGUGCUUAAAAUAUUAUCCAUUAAUUACCCCAUAUCACAAUAUUGAAAAAUUAAUAGAUAUAUUGUUAGAUGUAAAUUAUGAAUAUGAGAAUACAUGGUGUGUACAUUAUCAUGCUAAAUUUAUUUGUAAAUUAUUUUACGAGGGUUUAAUACCAGUUGCUAACAAACAAAAGAUUCGUUAUAUGAAAGAUUUAAAAAUUAGAAUGUAUAGAGAAUAUUUAUUAAUACCAAAAAUUCAUUUUAUUCGAUCUUGUAUGCAUCCAAGUGAAAUACAUAUAUCAAAAAAAGUUAAAAAAAAAUGUAAACAAUUUUAUAUUACUAUAAAUAAAGAUUUUGAUGGAGUAGUUAAUGGUAUUAUAGAAAAACAUGGACAAAAUUGGCUAUACCCUUUUAUACAAAAAGAAUUUAAGAAAAUAUUUGAAAAAAAAGUUAAAUAUAAAAAUGUUCAAAUGCAUUCUAUUGAGUUAUGGCAUGAAAAUGAAUUGGUUGCUGGAGAAUUAGGAAAUACAGUUGGUUCUGUUUAUACAAGCUUAACUGGGUUUCAAAGAAAAAAUUCAGCAGGAACAAUACAAUUAUGUGCUUUAGCAAAAUUAUUAGAAUUUCAAAAUUUUCAAUUAUGGGACCUAGGAAUGUUAUUACCUUAUAAAAAGGAAAUUGGAUCUAAAGAAAUUCCAAUGAAAGAAUUUUUUGAUAAACAUAGAAAAUUCAAAUAUAUAGAUGCAGAAUUUAAAGUUCCAUUUAUGGAUAAACUUAAUUGUGCAGUAUUAAUACGAGGUAUCGACCCGUCUGACCCUACUAUACAAUUAACCCAACCCAAUCCCACAUAA
Messenger RNA from Plasmodium yoelii, 1383 nucleotides. RefSeq names its product Leu/Phe-tRNA protein transferase. The coding region runs from base 1 to 1383 and encodes 460 amino acids. Gene Ontology annotation, molecular function: leucyl-tRNA--protein transferase activity. Gene Ontology annotation, biological process: protein catabolic process. The transcript has a single exon. The record is from RefSeq and is a predicted model, not a curated record. Lineage: Eukaryota; Apicomplexa; Aconoidasida; Haemosporida; Plasmodiidae. Gene Ontology annotation, cellular component: cytoplasm.